Molecule: messenger RNA, 1251 nt
Organism: Alternaria triticimaculans
Lineage: Eukaryota; Fungi; Ascomycota; Dothideomycetes; Pleosporales; Pleosporaceae
Exons: 3
Coding region: 1-1251 (416 amino acids)
Source: RefSeq, a predicted model, not a curated record
AUGGGCUCCAUAUUCUCGUCAGUCAAUUCACCCGAGUCUUCGAAGCCAGACUCUCGACCUCAUUAUGAUGGCCCGAAUCGAUACCCGUAUGUGCGUAACGGCCAGCUUGUCCCCGUCGAAGCGAAUCCCACCAUUUGGUACGAGAGCUUGUCUGAGGCUGCGGACUGCGUACAACACCAAGACAAGGACAAAGUCAUCAUAUUCACCCCCAUCUGCGAUGAAGACAACGGCGAAUAUCCAGACCCCAGAUCGAGGCAUGGCUGGCCAAUUAAACGCUUGCGAAAGGCGUACGAGCUGCUCGGUGGACCACACCCGCGCAUCGUUCGGUAUAUCGGUGCGCUAUACAGCACUUCGGGUGAUGGUAUAGUGAUUGAGAAGCUGGAACCAGGCCAGCUCACGAGGGUUGAGGUGCCUGCGAUGACAGUGCCUGUAGUUGCGCAAACGAUGUCGCACGACGAUAAGAUUAUGUUAUCGCUGUAUUACCGAUGGGCGAUACAGGCACUCUCCGCCUUCCGGUUCAUUCAUGCUAGAUCCAUGUGCAUUGGGUUCUUCUCAUCGCAACUCGUGUGGAUACGCCCGGACUUCUCGCUCGCAGUGGGUGGAUUCAUCAGCGCCAGUGCACAGGAGAUAGAGGAUGAGCUCUGGAAAGAUACUGAAGAAGACACUAAGGCGGCCCGACGAGAAGCUAACUUCAUAGAUGAAAAUGGACGAGAGAUAGAGAGCACCGCUAGCUGCGGUUGGGACGAGGGUGAGUGGGCAGCGGACGACAUGAUAUAUGAUAUGGUACAUUAUGAGGAUCCUUUUGAUGAAAGUUACUACACAGGAGGUGUACAAGGGAGUGUAAAGGCAGAUCUCUUCUACUGGGCUACAUUCGUCUGGCGACUCAUGACGAACGACUUCACUGCUGUAUCGCCAUCGCGUCGUGGGCCUUUUCGUGGACUAUGGGAGCCUGCGUGGCCCAUGGAAGGAGGCUACAAAAUCGAAGACUCGCCAAAUAUAUCCAACAUUAUCGAUGAGAGAGAACGGCGCAAGCUAUUCCAACAGCUAGAGAGAGCUCGACUGGGACAUGUCCUGGUUGGCGCUUGGAAUAAUCGAUAUGGCAACGUGGAUGAGGUUGUUCGUGAUAUCGAGUUGGCAGCAGUCGAGGUGGGCAUAACCAUCUCUGGCGACGAGGUUGACAUUGGUGAAAAGUGGGAGAAUGUGUUCGAGUUCAAGGACGAGAAGCUGGGUUUCAAAGUUAGACCUGAUUAG